AUGGUUUCCUCCAAAAUCUUUGCUCAACUCCUCUUCUCCAGCGUAGCCUUAGCAGGCAGCCUCGACCUCCGUCAAGCAGGAACCAAGUGCGACUCAGACGACGCGUGCAAAACUCCCUGCAGAACCCCCAACAUCCAGGCGCAAGGCGUAAAUGUCACUCCCAGCGAGAAAAUUCAAGAAGAAGCCCGUAGACGAUUCGGAGAUGCGCAUUGUGAGAAUAAGCGAUGUGCUUGUGCUCUCACGAGUGAUGAUCAAGCACAAGAUUUCUGCAAAUUUUGGAUUGAGAAUGCUCGCGAGGAGUUCAAAGGAGCUCGUUAUGUGAAUGGCGGAAUUGAUGCGGACAAGGGCACUGUCUACUGCGUGUACGCCACUGGAGGUUAG
Sphaerulina musiva SO2202 is the source of this 381-nucleotide messenger RNA. RefSeq lists its product as uncharacterized. The record is from RefSeq and is a predicted model, not a curated record. The transcript is spliced from 4 exons. The coding region runs from base 1 to 381 and encodes 126 amino acids. Lineage: Eukaryota; Fungi; Ascomycota; Dothideomycetes; Mycosphaerellales; Mycosphaerellaceae.